UUGUCAGGGGGCGGGGCCGGGCCACGGUCCAGACUCGCCAGCCUAGCCGCUGAGUCUCCCUGUCUGGACGCGGGUGCCAGCUGCCGGGCGGAUGGAGGCGACGCGCUGCGGGAUCGGAGCCCGCGGGGAGAGUGUCUUUGAGGAUGAGACCAUGAAGCUCCGACGGCUGAAGCUGGACAACCAGAGGGCACUGCUGGAGAAGAAGCAGAGAAAGAAGCGCCUUGAGCCUCUCAUGGUACAGCCGAACCCCGAAGCCAGGCUGUGCCGAUUGAAGCCUAGAGUCAGUGAGGAGCACGCCCCCUUGGUGGACCCACAGACUUCUCGCAGCGAUGUCAUCCUGCAUGGCAUCGAUGGCCCAGCCGCCUUCCUCAAGCCAGAUGCUCAGGAUUUGGAAAGCAAGCCCCAUGUUCUCUCAGUGGGCUCUCCUGCUACAGAAGAGGACACAGAAGGAAGUGGGGAUGGGGACAACCCUGGGGAGACCGCCUCCAAGCCAGACCUACAGGAGAUCCUCCAGAAGCAUGGAAUCUCGGGUAGUUUGAACUUUGAUGAGGAGGAGACUGAUGGUGAGGAAGAUGAAGGCAGAAAAUUAAGUUCCCCAUCAGCAUCUUCAGAAAAAGAGAGACCCAGUUCUGCCUCCAGCCAGAAAGCAGCCACAGACACUGGAGCUUCUGGUACAACAACCCAGCAGGUUGACAACCAGCUGGGGGAAGUAGAGAAUUUAGAGGACUUUGCAUAUAGUCCUGCCCCUCGGGGUAUCACAGUGAAGUGUCGGAUAACCAGGGAUAAAAAAGGCAUGGACCGAGGCCUCUUCCCCACCUACUAUAUGCACUUGGAGAAAGAUGAGAGCCGCAAGCUAUUCCUUCUUGCUGGUAGGAAGCGAAAAAAGAGUAAAACAUCCCACUAUCUGAUCUCCACCGACGCCACAGAUUUGUCUCGUGAAGGGGAGAGCUACAUUGGCAAACUCAGAUCCAACCUCAUGGGGACCAAGUUCACAGUGUAUGACCAUGGUGUCAACCCAGUCAAGGCCCAGGGACUGGUGGAAAAGGCCCAUACCCGCCAGGAGCUAGCUGCCAUCUGCUAUGAAACAAAUGUACUUGGAUUUAAAGGUCCUAGGAAAAUGUGUGUGAUCAUUCCAGGAAUGAAUAUGAAUCACGAACGGAUCCCAUUUCGGCCACGAAAUGAACAUGAGAGCUUGCUUUCAAAGUGGCAGAACAAAUCCAUGGAGAACCUGAUCGAGCUACACAACAAGGCCCCGGUGUGGAAUGAUGACACACAGUCCUACGUCCUGAACUUCCAUGGCCGGGUUACUCAGGCUUCAGUGAAAAACUUUCAGAUUGUCCACGGAAACGACCCUGACUACAUAGUCAUGCAGUUUGGACGUGUGGCUGAUGACGUGUUCACACUAGACUACAACUACCCGCUCUGUGCACUUCAGGCCUUUGCCAUUGGGUUGUCAAGCUUUGACAGCAAGCUGGCAUGCGAGUGAGAAGCAAGUGGGGUUGAGGAGCUUCUUCACUGCAGAACUUCCAGGAGCCAAAAGCUGCAGCCCUCAGCCCUGCCCCAGGACACUAAGAGCAACAUUCCGCCCCCUUUUGUGAUCAGUGUGUGUAUAAAUAUGCACAUGUGUGUAUACAUACAUGUACGUAUAUAUACAUGGAUGCAUGCUUACAUACACACGAUCAUGCCGUCUCUUUUCUUCAGAGAUCACAGUUUCACAGGGGUGAGAGAUGGAUUAAAGCACAGGGAGGUGACACCAGGGCACAUUGGCGACUACUCAUACACAGCAGAUCUGUGGUUUAAGAGAUUUCCUGUGCUUGGGAACUUCCCCAGAAUCAGGUUCUGAAGAUUAAAAGCUUGGGUCUCGAUGGGCGUGGUGGCACACACCUUUAAUCCCAGCACUUGGAAGGCAGAAUCAGGCUGAUCUCUGUGAAUUCAAGGUUAGCCUGGUCUAUGAAGUGAGUUGCAGCCCAGCCAGGGCUACAUAGUAAGAUCCUAUCUCAAAAAACUAAAAACAAAAUCCUUGGGUCUCCUUUUCUGAAGACCCUUUCAGAAGGGAACUACUCCCUAAAUUGCCUUUAGUCCUGAAGACUUUUCUAGCCAAUGGCCUGAUUGUGUCUCUCUUCCUGACUCAACUCAAAUCAGCCUUGGUAGCACAAAAGCAGCCAUAAACAAUCCAUGCACAAAUGAAUGUAGCUGUGUUCCAAUAAAACUUUAUUUACAAAAUGGGCAGCAGGCCAGCUUUGGCCUGUGGGCUUUAGUUUGCCAGCCCCUGCCUCAAGGGCUUGAGCAUCUUUCAGAACAGGCAUGUGGUCACGAAACCGUGUGUAGAGAAUGGACAGGUCUCAGGAGCAGGCCUGAGGCCUGAAUCUUAAGAGGUACUCAUGCUGAAUCCACUCUAGCUUUUACCUCAUGGUGACAUGCCUCUAGAGUGUCAUCUGCCCUCAGUGCUGGGAAAACCCAAAGUCUGUUAUCAUGGCAACAGAUGCAGGCUUGCUUCUUUUUUCAGGGGGAAUGUGGCACCAGCUUGUUUCCCGGGGCCUGGGAAGGCUCCAGUGUCCCAGCUUCCCACUUCCUUUACUUCCCUCAGAGCAGGUUGGUGGACACCCAUCUCCAUGAAGUGGCUGUGCCAGGGCUCAGCUCUCCAGGGUCUUAGUGCAGUGUCAUUGGCAGGAGAGGCUAGGUGAGGACUGCCUCAACUGGCCAUUCUACAGACCUAGGGUCAGCUUUGCCCUUCAUCCUCAAAGCCCAGGUAGAUACCGCCUGGGUCACAGGCCUUGAGAUGGUUCAUAUCUCCCAGAAAAUCAUGACUUCCUCUAGUUCACCAGCCCAGAGUGUAUCUGAACUGGAGAAUUUGAAAACUAAAUUCUGCGUUCGGUGAUGUUCCUCUCCUACAAUGCUUACUGGCAUGGGGCAGGGAGUCCAUGGCUACUGCUCCAAGGUAGUGCUCAUGUGGAGGACAUCCCUUCGUCCCUACUUCCUCUUGUUCCUUGCUUGGCAUCAAACAGCCAUGUGAUGGUACUAGAGCUGGGAGGUGAAGACCUGGUCUCACUCCCACAGCAAGUCAUGUCUGUCCCUUCAGAUGGUACCAGUUUCUGCUCAGGCAUGCUUCCCAAUAAGUGCCUCACUUAUAAAAGUACCCUAGAGCCUGUCACUUCUGCUACCUGCUGUCCUUACACACGGCCUGACAAGCCACCUUUGUGGAGGAGAGAGAGCGGUUCACGUCUCUCCAGUUAAAGGGUACUACAGGCCGGGGGGGGGUCACAGACUACUGGAACUAAUCUUUCCAGCUUAGAGAGCUGAAUGAACACCCCCAUUUCAUGGGCUUUCUGCUUGAGUUUGCAGGUGACUGGUUUUACAUAAAUCAUAUUUAUACCUUUUGUAUGCUACAGAAAUAAAGAUAAUUUAUAUAA
Nannospalax galili (Upper Galilee mountains blind mole rat) is the source of this 3410-nucleotide messenger RNA. RefSeq names its product TUB like protein 3 (gene Tulp3). The record is from RefSeq and is a predicted model, not a curated record. The transcript has 11 exons. NCBI's taxonomy places the organism in Eukaryota, Metazoa, Chordata, Mammalia, Rodentia, Spalacidae. Gene Ontology annotation, cellular component: cilium. The coding region runs from base 92 to 1486 and encodes 464 amino acids. Gene Ontology annotation, biological process: protein localization to cilium.